AGAUGCUAGGGUGGCUGCUGGGCUUCGGGGCCAGGUCGACCCUCAGGGCCUGGAGGAUCUGGCCCAAUGGGAGGGCCCUGGGCCCCCUGGAGGGCGCCAGGAAGAGCGACUUCUCCAUUCUUGCACACAGUGGGGCCUUAUUCUCUCUCUCGCAGCCCCCAAACUUGGCCCAGUUGCAGAGAAGUGGGGAUGGUGACUGGCCCGCCUGGACUCCGGCCUCCCGGUGUCCACACCUCACACUGGACCGGCCUGGAGACCCCAUUGGCUCCUGGAAGCCCCAGCUGCUUGGGCGGAUCCAGGUGCCUGCAGGGACUGCAGGAGGGUCCGGGGGCCUGCAUUGCUCCCCCACUGACGGCCUGCUCUUUGUCACGGCCGGGGCUGCGCCCUGUGUCCACGUGCUGGAUCUGGAGGGACGCCCCGUCUGCCUCCUGCCCUGCCGCACUCCGGGGGCCGGGGCCUUGGUUCCAGAGGAUGUGACUGUGACUGAGUCAGGGCUCAGGGUGGUCAGCGACCCGUCCAUGGGGCUGUCCGUGCACUCCAGCACACAGCCCAGGACCCGGGGGGCCGCUGGGUGAUGGUGGGCACCUUCCCGUCUCCCCAGGGGCUGGCUGUGGACACCCUCAGUCGCCUCCUGGUGACAGACUACGUGUCCAGGGCUGUGCACAGCUUCAUGUUGGGCCAUGCUUGGAAGCCCCUGGUCCCGGCUUCUAUGCUGGGUCUGGAGGGCCCCUGCUGGGUGGGCCCGGGGCCUGAUGGGGGCUUUGCUGUGAGUGAAGGGUUUGGGGAUGUGUGGCUGUUUGGCAGUGCCCGCCAGCCACUGGGCUCCCUGGGGGGCUGGACAGGGCACACUUUUGGCUGCCCAGCGGGCAUCUGCUCCAACUCAGAGGGUAACAUUAUUGUGGCAGAUGAGCAGAGGCGCCAGGUGACCCUGUUUCCCUGGUCUGGGUCACCCAUAUGCCUGGUGUCACAGGGGCUUGGGCGGCAGGGCCAGCUCCUGGUGGCCGAUGCCAAGGACAACUCCAUCAAGGUGUACCAGGGCCUCAAGCAGCUGGCCUGA
Molecule: messenger RNA, 1057 nt
Organism: Callithrix jacchus (white-tufted-ear marmoset)
Lineage: Eukaryota; Metazoa; Chordata; Mammalia; Primates; Cebidae
Gene: NHLRC4
Product: NHL repeat containing 4
Cellular component (GO): cytoplasm
Molecular function (GO): protein binding
Source: RefSeq, a predicted model, not a curated record